Molecule: messenger RNA, 1665 nt
Organism: Saprolegnia parasitica CBS 223.65
Lineage: Eukaryota; Oomycota; Saprolegniomycetes; Saprolegniales; Saprolegniaceae
Exons: 2
Coding region: 1-1665 (554 amino acids)
Source: RefSeq, a predicted model, not a curated record
AUGCUGCAUGGCGGACUACCUGCGCUCCAGCUGCAAGAAGAAGCCGUGCUCGACGUCGCAAGCUGCGAACCACCCGCGAAGACGAAGGACCUUGACGAAGGCCCGACGACCGCGCUGCGCCUCGGCGGACCUAUCGACCUGUACGCACGCGAGAACAUCGGCUUGCUCAUGAACUACGCCGCCGUCGGCCUCGUCCAUGGCACGUUUCCCAGCACGAUCUACCCAUUCCUCAACAUGUACCUCAACAUGGACGGCUUCCAGGUGGCCGGCGCGGCGGCGCUCAUCGCGCUGCCCUGGUCGUUCAAGAUGCUCCUUGGCGUCACGUCGGAUAGCCUUCCGAUCCGCGGUCGGCGACGCCAGCCGUACAUCGUGCUCGGCUGGAGCCUCUGCCUGCUCUUCCUCUUGCUCAUGGCGGCAACGCCAGUCCACUCGCCGUACUACGCGCCAGGCGAGAUCCAGCGCACAACGACCGCAUCGUUGCGGGUCGUCUUGAACGCCCAUGCAUCCGGCGAAGGCAUUACGUACAUCCUCCUCAUGAUGCUGGCGAGCUUUGGGUACGUCAUGGCCGACGUGGCGUGCGACGCGGUCGUCGUCGAGUGCGCGCAGCGCGAAGAAGAGGCUGUUCGCGGCCGCACGCAGACCACCAUCUACACGGUGCGCUACGCGUUUCAGACGUUGGCAUCGGCGAUCGCUGGUCUCUCGCUCAACGGUCCGUCGUACGGCGGUAGCUUCAACUGGGGCCUCUCGUUCAACAACCUCAUGGCGCUCACGAGCUUCGCGACGCUGCUCGGGCUCAGCGGCGCGCUCCUCUGCUUCCCCGCCGAGACGCCAUCACCACCUCUGGCGUUUGGCGCUCGCUCGAGGGACCUGUGGCGGCUCGCGCAGACCCGCGCGAUCUGGCAGCUCAUGGCCUUUUCGUUCCUGAACGCCAUGCUGUUUGAUUUCGAGGCCGUCCCGUCGCUCGUCGUCCAGCGCGACUGGGCGCGCGUUCAGCCACUGAACGCCGCCAUCUUCAACGUCAUCUCGCUCGGGCUCAUGACACUCGCGCUCUUCUACACGAAGCGACAUCUCUUGCAAGCCAAUUGGCGCGUCCUCAUGGCCGUCACGACGUGCUCGGUCGUAGCCCUCGAUGCGACCGUGAGCUUCCUCACCAUCUUUGACGUGGUCCGCAACCAGUGGUUUUACCUCGGUGCGCCCGUCCUCGGCAACAUUCCCCAAGGCGUUCGGUUCGUCGUCGCCACGUAUGCCGCGGUGGAGGUUGCCGACGUUGGCUUGGAAGGCACGACGUACGGUCUUCUGACGACGGUCUCGAACCUCGCGCAGCCAUUUGCAUCGAGCCUUUCCAAGAUGGUCGACGGGUACUUUGACGCGUUCCAAGAUGACAUUGCAAAAGACACGCCGUACGUGCGUCGCCAAGUCGCCUACACGUUUGUAAUCAUGUACAGUAUCCGCCUCUUGAGCAAUGCGACCUUGGUUCUCUUGCCGCGCCAGAAGGCCGAAGCCCAAGCCCUUCGACGCCAUGGCGGGUCGAGCCGCGUCGCCGCGAUCAUCGCCUUGACCUUGUAUGUCGUCUGCCUUGUCUGGGCCAUCACGACCAACGUGCUCUCAAUCUUGCCAGCGACGGCGUGUUUGCGCAUCGCUGGUGGCGACGGGUGCGACCCGUGA